AUGGCGUGGUACUGCUCUGGUUCAACUAAUGCGGAACUGGUCGAGAAUCUCUUCAGGACGGGCUUAGUGAAGAAUGAAAGAGUGAAAAGGGCUAUGCUGGGGGUUGAUCGGGCCCACUAUGCACCUUCGCGGCCUUAUUCGGACUCCCCACAGCCUAUUGGGCAUGGUGCAACAAUAUCCGCUCCUCACAUGCAUGGUCACGCAUGUGAGUAUCUCAUUGAUUUCCUCAAGCCGGGUUCGCGGGUGUUGGAUAUUGGCUCCGGUUCCGGAUACCUGACCCAUGUUCUCGCUAAUCUCGUCACAAACCCUUCCGCGUCUGAUGGCUUAGACGGUCAUGUUAUUGGGAUUGAUCAUAUACCGGAACUUGUCGACCUGUCGCGUGAAAAUAUGCGCAAAUCUGACCAAGGGCGUACAUUACUCGAUUCAGCAAAGGUUGAGUUUAUUACCGCUGACGGCCGCCUGGGAUGGAAGGAAGGAGCACCAUAUGAUGCUAUCCAUGUUGGCGCAGCAGCGGAAAAGCUUCACCCAGUAUUAAUUGAGCAGCUUCGCGCCCCAGGACGAAUGUUUAUCCCUGUUGACGUUGAAUCUGACGGCACUGCCCCAAGUUUCGGAUUUGGUGGUGGGCAAUAUAUUUGGGUAGUCGACAAGAAGGUGGACGGGUCAGUUCACAAGGAGAAGGUAUUCCAGGUUAGCUAUGUUCCAUUGACCGACCCACCGAAAAAGUAA
This is a messenger RNA of Aspergillus alliaceus, 726 nucleotides long. RefSeq names its product protein-L-isoaspartate O-methyltransferase. The transcript is spliced from 2 exons. The record is from RefSeq and is a predicted model, not a curated record. Gene Ontology annotation, biological process: protein modification process. Gene Ontology annotation, molecular function: protein-L-isoaspartate (D-aspartate) O-methyltransferase activity. Gene Ontology annotation, cellular component: cytoplasm. NCBI's taxonomy places the organism in Eukaryota, Fungi, Ascomycota, Eurotiomycetes, Eurotiales, Aspergillaceae. Bases 1 to 726 code for a protein of 241 amino acids.